This is a messenger RNA of Poecilia latipinna (sailfin molly), 2020 nucleotides long. RefSeq names its product tissue factor-like. The annotation marks the transcript as partial. Lineage: Eukaryota; Metazoa; Chordata; Actinopteri; Cyprinodontiformes; Poeciliidae. The record is from RefSeq and is a predicted model, not a curated record. Gene Ontology annotation, biological process: blood coagulation; cytokine-mediated signaling pathway. Gene Ontology annotation, molecular function: cytokine receptor activity; protein binding. The transcript has 3 exons. Gene Ontology annotation, cellular component: plasma membrane.
CUGUCGGUGACAAACCUUCACUCUCCUUUUUCCUUCACAGCUGAGAUUGGGAGGCCUACCUUCAACCUGACAGUGCAUGAAGACAAAAAGACCGUCACCCUGCAUGUGACUGACCCACUCACAGCUGUGUUUAAAGAUGAUCAUCAGCUGAGCAUCAGAGACAUUUUUUCUGAUGAGCUACAGUACAAAGUCUCUUACUGGAAGCAGCAGAGCACUGGCUCAAAAAUUCAAACGUUCAGCUCAAGUGUGAUAGAGAUUACCAAUCUAGAUAAAGGCGAGAGCUACUGCUUCAGGAUCCAGGCCCACAUUCCCAGCCGGUCUAAGAACCAGUUUGGACAGCUGAGUGAACUCAAGUGUUCUCAUAAUGACGAGGAGCCUGUCUUAAAAGUGUAUUCUCCUGCUGUUAUUGCUGGUGGUAUUCUCUUCAUCCUGCUGGUGGUAGGUCUGAUCACCACCAUCAUUGUGAUCUACUGCAGCCAGAAGGGAAAAGCUCUGAAGAGCGGGACAGAAGGAUGUCCACUGCAGGAUGUUUAAAGUUUCAUCCAUGUUCCUGGGUUCUGGGCAGAAUGGCGGGGCGGGGUGAGGUGUGGGGCGUCCAACCUUCCAAUGUCAUACACUGGAAUGAUCCUACUUGAAGUUUCUGUGAAACUGCCUUACACUGUGAGACAUUUAAAUGGUUGUUCUUUCAGGCUGCAGAUAACAUGCAGUUUGAAUUCAUACUGAAACGACUUCACUACAAGAUGUUUAUGGAUCUCUUUCUUUGGUGAGCGGUACAACAGAAAUAUAUAUGUUUUUAAAUAAUUUUCGGAAUAAUUGAGAUGUGGGAUUUCUUUCGGGCUCAGUAAAAGUUAAUAUAAAACUUUAUACUAAAUGAAUGCACUACAAAUACUUCAUAUCUGCUGUUUAAUUUAUGGAAAGCUCAGUUGGCAUCUUAGCGUUUUUGUUGUUAGAUGUGUUUAUUGUGAAAGGUUUUUAGAAUAUGAUUGAAUAUGAACAUUUAAAACAUUUUUAUGUGGUGUUUUAAAUAAAACUAAUGUUAUUUAUGUCCAAAGUCCUGGUUUUGUUUGCCAUUAUACAAUUGAAAUCCUCAUCAUUUGUGCAAUGCACACACAAACUAUGUGGAUUCCGAUAUUCCAGUUUUAUGUAAACCAAUAAAGCACAAGAUUUUUCAAGACAGUUAGCCUCGAAAUGUCUGUUUAGACCCUCACUGGCAUUCUGACGAGCAUCUUAAAAUUCCUUAAAUACUGCACAGCUUCAUAUUUACAUCAUUAAUGAACAGCCACUACUCCUGCCAACAUUGCCACCUCAUGAGAUGGUAAUGUUGGCAGGAGUAGUAGGACCUCUGAGAUGACUUUUUGUUAUCUGGUCACAAAUUCAUUUCACCUUUUAUUUACUAUAAAACUCACAUGCAUCCAUCCAUUGUCUUCCUCUUAUCUGAGAUCAGGUCCCAGAGCAACAGAUCCAAGUGGGAAUCUCAGACUUUUCUUUCCAUUGUCUGCACAUCCUUGCAAAAUACCACAGUCGUCUUCAUCACAUAAACUUCUUCAUGCUAAGCUUAACGAACUCAUCUUGACUUGUUGUGUGUUGCAUUGCCCCAUAAUGUCCCUCCGUGUCUGUGAGCUUCUGCCGUGUGUCCACACCACAUUAAUCAUUUCCUGACCCUCUCUUCCAUUUCAAUACAAUCAUCAUCAUUUGUAAUGAUUAAUUCCUUACAUUUAUCAAAAAUCAUCCUUUGAUGGUUUCCAGUUUUAACCUUAAAUCAUUAAAAUUUUCUCAACUUUUCUUCUUAAAAAAGUGUUUACAUAAAAGACAAAUACAAUCUCAUUGCUUUUAUCAAAGUUAUAUGUCACUGUUAGUUUAAGCUAUUUCUUUGCAUUUUCGAGUCUUAUGGUUGGGUUAGGGUUCCAAAGACUUAGCCUUUCUUCACAGGGCCUAUUGAGUUGACAAAGAAUUUUAUGAUUUAGUGUCAAAUGCCUUUGAAAAACCUACAAAUAUACCAAUUGACAAAGUUAUCAACAAA